AUGGUGUCUUAUGCGGGCUAUCAUGCGGAAGAUAUCCCCAAAGGAGCCGUUCAGAGGGAAGACGUCGCUUUUUGGCGGCAUACCAAUGGCAUUACCUAUAACCCGAUCCUCGGGUUUGUCAAGAUAUCGUUCUUGAUAACGCUUCUGAAACUCCGUUGUAUGGACCGCCUCAUCAUCGCGAGUCUCUGGACUCUGAUCGUUGUGAACAUCCUUUUCAUCAUCAGUGCUGUCCUCGGAAGCCUCUUGAUAUGUUGGCCAAUCCAAAAAUCCUGGCAUUCGGAUACGCCUGGUCGCUGUGGUGAUCGUGCAGCUUACGUUUUUGGUACUAUCGCAGUGACCAUUGCUACUGAUGUCCUCGUUGCAAUCAUACCGGCGUGGGUUCUCCACGACCUGCGGAUGCCCUUGAGACACAAGAUGGCUGUGAUCAUUUUUCUCUCACUUCCACUUGCAGCCACUGGAAUUGGCUGCUAUCGUCUACAUAAGUUUGUCGAGGUAGUGAACCUACCAAAAAUCUACGGCGAGGACCCUUACAACGUACAGAGUGUACUGUCCAAUGUUGAAGCAAACCUUGGUGUCAUCGCUGCCUGUGGGCCUACAGUCAAAUGGAUCUUGAGCCGCUUCAUCCCCUACUUCGAUACGAGUCCGCCACCACGCGAAGACACACCAAAAGUGAUGUCGUGUUGGCAGAGACGCCCCAAGGCCCAUUUGAAGAGCGAUGGAGACAUUGAACUACAACUCAAUGAACUCAAUACCACGUAUCCACGCGACGCCAGCAAUAUGUGUUGGGACAAUGACGACGACAAAUCGGGUAGCGAGAAGCAAUGUGAAACGGUCGAUAGCAUCGGCAAGACUACUGGAGUUCAUUGGGACCACAUUGAAGCACCAAAGCCUUCUCUCCAGCUCAGUAUUCGAGAGAUUAAAUAG
Molecule: messenger RNA, 924 nt
Organism: Pyrenophora tritici-repentis Pt-1C-BFP
Lineage: Eukaryota; Fungi; Ascomycota; Dothideomycetes; Pleosporales; Pleosporaceae
Source: RefSeq, a predicted model, not a curated record